Molecule: messenger RNA, 1212 nt
Organism: Nymphaea colorata (pocket water lily)
Lineage: Eukaryota; Viridiplantae; Streptophyta; Magnoliopsida; Nymphaeales; Nymphaeaceae
Product: 60S ribosomal protein L7-2-like
Exons: 7
Coding region: 350-1090 (246 amino acids)
Biological process (GO): maturation of LSU-rRNA from tricistronic rRNA transcript (SSU-rRNA, 5.8S rRNA, LSU-rRNA)
Cellular component (GO): cytosolic large ribosomal subunit
Molecular function (GO): structural constituent of ribosome; RNA binding
Source: RefSeq, a predicted model, not a curated record
CAGAAUUCAGAAAACGCCUUCCCUGUAAUGGGCGUUUGAUGCACAGGAAAAAAGACACUGUGCAACUAGGAAAGAGUUGCGGGAGUGGACGCUUUUUCCUCCCACGUUAUCAAACAAGGAGAAAACGUUAGUCGGAUUCGGAGAAAAUUCUCCUAGAAAAAAAUUCGGACCCCUCCCUUUUGUGGGUAUUUUUUUUGUUGUUCGGUUAGGGCUUCGUUCAAGGGUCCGCGCACUUCAUCGUUCAUCUCGCUUCCCUUCUUCCUCUUGGUACUAUUUUUCCUCUCAACAGCGGCUUGCUGUGGCCUGUGGGGAUUUUCUCACCAGCGCAGCGUCUCAGCAGCGGCGAAAGAUGGGUGAGGAUGAGAAGAAAGGUGCUGUAAUAAUUCCAGAGUCUGUUUUGAAGAAAAGAAAGAGACUUGAGGAAUGGAACUUAGCAAAGAAGCAAGAGAUCGAAGCAAAGAGGAAAAAGAACAGUGAAAACCGUAAGCUGAUUUUCAAAAGGGCUCAAGCAUAUGCAAAAGAGUAUGAGGAGAACGAUAAGGAACUCGUUAGGUUGAAGAGAGAGGCAAAACUGAAAGGUGGAUUUUAUGUCAAUCCAGAAGCAAAACUGCUGUUCAUCAUCCGUAUUCGAGGUAUCAAUGCUAUGCAUCCCAAGACAAGAAAGAUUUUGCAGUUGUUGCGCUUGAGACAGAUAUUCAAUGGCGUUUUCCUGAAGGUAAACAAGGCCACGAUGAAUAUGUUGCACAAGGUUGAGCCUUAUGUUACAUACGGUUACCCUAAUUUGAAGAGUGUAAAAGAGCUUAUUUACAAGAGAGGUUAUGGCAAAUCGAAUAAUCAGCGGAUCCCAUUGACAGACAAUUCCAUUGUGGAAGAGGCUCUAGGCAAGUAUGGCAUUAUCUGUGUUGAAGAUUUGAUUCACGAGAUAAUGACUGUGGGACCUCAUUUUAAAGAAGCCAACAACUUUUUGUGGCCAUUUAAACUUAGUGCCCCAUCUGGUGGCCUCAAAAAGAAGAGAAACCACUACGUGGAGGGAGGUGAUGCUGGGAACCGCGAAGACAAGAUCAAUGAGCUGAUUAGGAGAAUGAACUAGAUGUUUUGAGUUUUUCUGAAUGAGCAGAUGAGCUCCUCUUUCCAAAAGCUAGUUUUGCAGUUUGAUAGUAAAGCCCAGUGGGAAACUUUUUUUAUUGAUCAUUGAGAUUCUUUACUUGAACA